Molecule: messenger RNA, 2002 nt
Organism: Cloeon dipterum
Lineage: Eukaryota; Metazoa; Arthropoda; Insecta; Ephemeroptera; Baetidae
Gene: Grip75
Product: gamma-tubulin complex component 4
Exons: 12
Coding region: 20-1966 (648 amino acids)
Biological process (GO): spindle assembly; cytoplasmic microtubule organization; meiotic cell cycle
Cellular component (GO): centrosome; spindle pole; equatorial microtubule organizing center
Molecular function (GO): gamma-tubulin binding; microtubule minus-end binding
Source: RefSeq, a predicted model, not a curated record
UGUCUAACUGAAAUCGACAAUGAUGGAAAAAUCAAAGCGCCAAAUGAAUUCAACGUACAGCAUUAUUCACGAACUUAUCUUCACAUUGAGCGGUUUUGACAGUGGCUUGUUCAAAUUUGAAAACGGAAUUUAUGAGAUCAAUGGAGCUCUGCCGCUCACGCCUGGCGAGAAUAAACUGAUUGAAAAGGUUCUUAAAAUUGCUACAAAUUAUAGACGGCUCAAAAAUUUUAGCGAGGACAAUUGCAACCCAAUUUACAGCCAGUCAACUCACAAAUAUGGCACAAACACUAAAGUGUAUUUCUUGGCAUUAUGCAGUGGAAUUGAAGAAGUGCUUGAGCCAUACCGAAAAGCCAUUGUUCAUCUCGAAAACGAAAUAUUGCUCGACCCUAGCAAAUCUAUCAUGUUUGUGUUACAAAUCACAGAGGAAUACACAGUUUUGCUUCACCUUUUGAACUAUGCCGUGGACCAGAUUGAGCUGAAAGGCAAUGAUUUGAAUUGGUGUCACAUAAUGGAAAUUUUGCAAAGCAGCCCGUGUGUGAGGUCGCACAACUCAGAAGUUGCUUUCAAAAGGAUUCAGAAGCGCUGUCAUAGCAUCUUUUUGAAGCAACUCAGCGUUUGGUUGAUUUACGGAGAGCUCUUUGACACAGAGCAGUUUUUCAUCACAAAGGAUCAGAGAGAGGACAUUCCUGGAGAAGUGGAAAUGGUCCAUAUCAAUUCCGUCGCAAAUAUGUACACGGCGUACUCUGUUUUCAAGAUGAAUCCUUCGCAACUGCCGUCAUACAUUCCCAGCUCUCUUGCUCUAGAUAUUCUCUACAUAGGACAGACUGUGGUGAUGAUCAAACAGAAGCCAAGCAAUGCGAAAACAGGUCUCUAUGAGCAUGAUGAGCACCAAGACUUUGAUAUCUGGAGUGGAAAGGAGAAAGACUACUUGAGUGAACUGAGGGAGAUAGAAGAUGGUGACAGUUUCCAAAUUGAGAGGCUCAAGUUGCUUGUGAAGUCAAUGAGGCAGCAUCUCACGAACGUUCUUUGGAAUGUGGCUGUCAAAGACGCAGACCUGCUUUCGGAGAUAAAAACAGUAAAAGAUCUGUUGCUGCUGGGUAGAGGUGAAAUUGUUUCAGAGUUUAUUAAAAUGGCAAAUCCUAUCUUGAAGCAACCGCCUAACACAAGUCGACUUAGAGCUGCUCAAAAGUCGUUGAAAGAAGCUAUAUGCAGCAUUAGCACAAGGGACGAAGUUCUCCUCAACAAGUUCAUUAUGUAUUUUCAACUCGACUGCGAUUUGACUGGAUGGGACUGUAUCGCAUUGAAGUUCCAAGUAAAGUGGCCGUUGCACCUUCUUUUCACCGAAGAUAUGCUUGGAAAGUACAACUCGGUCUUCAGAUUGCUCUUGAAAGUCCGAAGGGCGCAAAGCAACUUGCUAGAAGUGUGGAAAAGACAAAUGGAGGACAAGAAAAUCAGGGGGUGCGAGGCUAAUACCCAGUUGGGGCAACUAAGGAGGAAUUUCCAGUUUGUUAUUGACAAUCUUCACCACUAUCUGCAGUUUGACGUGAUAGAGGUUCAAUUCUCUCAGCUGAUCAAAUCCAUCAAGGAAACCGACAGCUUCGAAGAGAUCAAGAACUUCCACUGUCUGGCCAUUGCAAACAUACUGACCCAAGCGUUCUUGCAAACGGCAGUGAAGCAAGAGGGCCUAGUGCAGAGCCAGCAUGCUGUUAUGAAUUGUUUGCAAACGUUCCUGGACAUGAACUUUGAAUUUUGCGAGUUUGCAAUGCAAGCGAUAGAAGGAGUGCAACCAUCCAGCAACGGCAUUGAAUCUAAGCUGUGCGAGCUAGAGCAUAACUUCAUGUCCCAAGUUGGCGUUUUGAAAAACAUGCUUACAAUUGUCCAGUGCCAAACUAGCGCGCUUGCUUUGAGCCAACUGCUUCUGCGCCUUGAUGUCAAUGAUUGGUUGAAGAAAAAUGUGAUUUCGUAGUUAUUAAUUAAAUAAACCGUCAAAUUGUAUUUUUUA